AUGUACAACUUCAAUGUGGGCGUUUUGCUUGAAUUGUUCGACAGGAUCUUCCAAAAGAACCGAAAUGUAAGUUUUUUUAUUUUUCUCGGACACGUUUCGUCGUAUAACUGCGCGUGCAGGCUACAGGGUUUUCGGUUCCCGCCGUUUGGGGUGGGAGACUUUUCGGUCCCCGGCUUUUCGGCUGGCGCCUUUUCGGUCCCUGGGCUUUUCGGGUGGGGACUUUUCGGGCGAUGAGUAAAAAAUUGUAAAAUACGAUACUACUGAUCACGCAAUAUUGUAAAUAAUUUUAAAAAACGUUUUAAUCCGUUUUUGGGGGUUUCGAGUUAGAAUCACCCACCCUGCGACAUUUCAAUACAAAACUUCAAAAUAACAUUAGAUAGAAGAAGUGAUAAAAGUAUAACAUUAUCAAAUCGCCCAUGAAGAACUCGAAUUUCUAUAUGAAAUUAGCAUAAAAUCCUACAUUAAAUCGGAAAAUUCAUUAAUUUUCCUUGGUGGAAUCGUUCAGAACAUUCGCUAGUAAUCUUAUCAUUUUCGAAUUGUGUUAUUAUUGUUAUUUUCCGUUUUUUCUUUUGUAAUUCGUUAAUUAAUAAUUAUUAAUAAUUAAUUUUUCAAAUACUUUCUGGCAAAAAUAAACUUCAUUUUCGGAUUCUUCUCGGUCGAUUAUCUAAAAGAAUCUGUUUUUUAGCCGAACACCCCAAAAACGGAAUAAAAAGUUUUUUUUUUAAAUUAUUUACAAUAUCACGUCAUCAGUAGUAUCUUAUAUUACAGUAUUUUACUAAUCACCCGAAAAGUCCCCACCCGAAAAGCCCAGGGACCGAAAAGGCGCCAGCCGAAAAGCCGGGGACCGAAAAGUCUCCCACCCCAAACGGCGGGACCGAAAAGGCGGGGACCGAAAGAGGGGGGACCGAAAAGUCCCGGCCCCGGGUUUUUUAUGUUCCCAAAUCUGUAAAACAAAUCUAGAUCGUGGAGGAUAAAUUACAUCCGGAUGUAAUUAGCACGAUGUCUCAGUGAAUAUCAAAUUGUGAGCUUUUAAAUUUCAGGAGUCGAGUGAUGUCCUAGCCAAGCUCGAUAUUAUCUAUCAAGAAUUGGUCAAAAGCACCUUUUACUAUGUCUCCCGAGCUCUGUACAAACAGGAUCGUCUGACAUUUGCUCUACGGUUCGUGAAGGCUGAACUGUUCGAUGAUAAGGUAAGGGUUUCAAACUGUGAUUUCUGUUUUUAGAUGUUGUAUUAGGUACCAGCGAAGAAUUAGUUUAAAACUGCCGUCUUUGAUAAUUGUAUUACCUAAAUUCAUGCUUAUGAUUUCCUCUUGCAGGAGUGGAACUUUUUCUGCGGCAACCUGGUGGAUGAAGCGGUCUUGGACUCUGCAUCUGCACCUUCUUGGCUGUCCGAAGAGGUUCAACUACAAGUCGCGAGAUUACGAGUGUGUCUUUCUCUCUUUAUUCACAAUUAGGUUUGCAAGAUCGGUCUUCAUGGACAGACUAUGCAUAACAAUAGUAGCCAGCUUCCGGGGCAUAUUUAUCAGAAACUCAAAUUUCCAGAAGGUUCUUCUGAUCUCAACCGGAGAAUGCAAGCACCGCAAUGACGUCACUUGUUACGCGUAGUCUUCAAGUGCCAUCGAUUAAUCCGCCAUCCAUUGAGCUCAUAGUUGCCACCUAAUCGGCCGAUAUUGCUGAUCCUCGGUCUAUUGAAUAACGUCCAUUUUCUACCCGAUUUCUUACUCAUGAUUCACUCAGUAAGUUUUAUUUUUAGAUGUUAUUUCUUUCAAGGUUUAAGCCACUAAAAGCACGUCUAAUUUCGACUGCCUUUGAAGCAAAAUUUAUAUUGUACUUGAUAUUAACGUCAAAAAUUUUGAUCUCAGGAGUCGCACACCAGAUCUCCAAGUCCGUCCUUCCGUCUAUGGCUGAGUGCAGAGCCAGACAACCAAUUCCCAGCGGUUCCAUUGCAAGACGCACUCAAGAUUGCGUACGAGACGCCUCCGGGAAUCAAACACAAUAUUAGCGGGACUUUGAAACAAUGGAUUGACGUGGAAGCAAAUAGUGGGAAAUCGGAGUUGGAACUAAAGACUCAAUUCUUGUUGGCGUGGUUCCACGCUAUCAUCCAAGAAAGGAGGACGUGUAUUCCACAGGUAAAGUUAUGUUAUCCAUGAUAAGAUUUCCUUGAAAUUUAGGGAUGGCUAAAGUUUUACGAGUUCAAUUCGAACGACUUGAGAGUUGCCAGACAGGUCCUUGAUGUGAUGGGUUCAAAGAAUGGUGAGUUCUUUGCGUACUUUUUAGUUUUUUGUUGUUUAGGUUAUAAUUGGGAAGCGAUUCGCGGAUUUAUAGAAGAUGCGAUAUAUGGGGGAAGAAUCGAGAAUCAACUCGACAUUGGAGUACUGUCAGCUUACUUGGACAAGUUUUUGAGCCAAAAAAUGGUGAUGAGUAGAGAUGGGGAACUGGAUUCAAAUCUUAGAAUGCCCGAGGCUAAAUCAAUGAACGAGUGGCUGGAUUUCGUCAAGAAUAUGGUGAGGAAUGCCAUACGAGUUUAGUAAUAUUGAUACCAUCCGUAUGUAGCUGCAUAUUACGGUGUUGUGCGUUAGGGAAAGAUUUGAUCCAUCUAGGGAAAGUCUUGACUCAGGUCUGGAAAACGAUGUAAUUGGUAUCAGAAAUGUCUCGAGGAUGAAUUACAACCUUUUUCAGAUACCAGAAGAGGACAAGCCAUCGCUGUUUGGCCUUCCCGAGAACCUUGGAGCGACUUAUGAACUGGAACAAAGUCGGCAAACAAUAAAUUCCCUCAGGUCAAUGCAGAAAUAUAGCCGAUCAUCGACACUUGAGGCCUUCAGUCAGUGGGCAAAGAAACUUCAACCAGUUCUGGCAUUUUGGAAGCGGCUUCAUCAACAGAAUGACCUUCUUCAGGCAGAAUUGAAGGAUUCCGACUCGACUGACCCAAUUAUUGAUAUGCUAAACACCGAGAUGCACUUUGGAAUUGGAGUAAAUAGUUACAGGCUGUUAGAAUUCAUGUAUCAAAUUUAUAUUGUUUUAGGUAA
This is a messenger RNA of Bursaphelenchus xylophilus (pine wood nematode), 3023 nucleotides long. Lineage: Eukaryota; Metazoa; Nematoda; Chromadorea; Rhabditida; Aphelenchoididae. The record is from the annotation of a GenBank genome assembly.